CACCUAGCUUCUCUUCUUUACCACUCACCCCCACUCUUGUCAUCUCAACUUACUUGCAAUGGCUACUACUACUUUCUCUCUCGCUCAACUUGCUGAACACAGCCAGAAGAAGGACAUUUAUGUCGCUAUUCACAACAAGGUCUACAAUGUGACCAGCUUCAUUGAAGAACACCCUGGAGGUGAAGAGGUUCUUCUCGAUGAAGCCGGCAAGGACGCUACCGAGGCUUUCGAGGACAUUGGCCACUCUGAUGAAGCCCGUGAAAUUCUUGAGAAGUACUAUGUUGCUGAAUUGGACGAAGCCUCCAAGAAGGACGUUAAGAAGACUCCCAUCGCUCGUGCUCCUGCUGCUUCCGAAUCUUCUUCCACCGGCUCUGCUUUGCGUGUCGUCAUUCCAAUCUUGGCUGUUCUUGGUUAUCUUGCCUACAAGUACACCAGUGCUCAACGUGCUUAGAGCCAAAAAUCCUUACUACUUAUAUAGAUAGAAAACCAUGAUAUCAGCGUGUUUGUAUCCAAUUAACAAGAAAUUUUGUACCUGCUCGUUUCUUCAAUUUAUGCGUAUGUUUAUUUGGCGUGUGUCUUUGUGGG
Umbelopsis ramanniana AG is the source of this 585-nucleotide messenger RNA. RefSeq lists its product as uncharacterized. Gene Ontology annotation, molecular function: heme binding. Gene Ontology annotation, cellular component: membrane; intracellular membrane-bounded organelle. The transcript is spliced from 6 exons. The record is from RefSeq and is a predicted model, not a curated record. NCBI's taxonomy places the organism in Eukaryota, Fungi, Mucoromycota, Umbelopsidomycetes, Umbelopsidales, Umbelopsidaceae. Bases 59 to 451 code for a protein of 130 amino acids.